Molecule: messenger RNA, 2273 nt
Organism: Homarus americanus (American lobster)
Lineage: Eukaryota; Metazoa; Arthropoda; Malacostraca; Decapoda; Nephropidae
Product: organic cation transporter protein-like
Exons: 12
Coding region: 487-2001 (504 amino acids)
Biological process (GO): transmembrane transport
Cellular component (GO): membrane
Molecular function (GO): transmembrane transporter activity
Source: RefSeq, a predicted model, not a curated record
CACAGGAAGUCAGGCCAGUGUGUAUCAUGAGUUAUACAACCGUGGGUUUACUGUGAAGGGAGGGGGUGAAUGUAGCAAGUAUUUCACACAAGAACAAAUUAUAAAAUUUCGGAGAUGGACGAGGGAGGGAAGAUGAAAGAAGCGAUCAACGAGGUGAAGGAAGAUCCACAGGAGUUGAAAGAAGGGAAGGAAGUGGUCCAGGAGGAGAAAGAUGGGAAGGAAGGAGACCUCUCGUGGGUCAACACCUUCGAGGACCUGUUGGAGGUAGUGGGCACCAACGGCCGCUGGAAUAUCCUUAUGUUCAUCAUGUGUGUCACCUCGAUGACGAUAUCGCCGCUACAAACUUUGUCCUACCAGUUCCUCGGGGCGACACCUGACUACUGGUGCCACAUCGCCCCCCUGGUAGAGGCCAACUGGACGGACCAACAGAUACUCUCCCUCGCCAUUCCUUACAGCAACUCUACAGGGUAGUAUGAAGGAUGCCAGAUGCGCAACUACAACUACACGGCUGCGGCGCUGCUGGGAUACGAAGCCACCAUGAAGGACCCUUCCGUCGUACAGCAUGGGAACACCACCAGCAUCAUCAAAUGCUCAGCCAGAGACUUUAACCACUCCCAGUACUCCUCCACCGUCGUCACUGAGUGGGACCUGGUGUGUGAGCGUCGGGUGCUCUACUCUACCACCCAGGCCGUGAUGCAGGGAGGCAAGAUCGUCGCUUAUCCUAUCUUUGGCUACCUUAUUGAUGCGCUUGGACGUCGUCCAAUAGUGCUGGUGUGUGUGGUUAUCAACAUCCUGGCUGGCUUCUUGGUUGCUGCCUCGCCCACUGUCGAGGUUUAUAUUCUCCUUAAGCUCAUUGUCUCCGCCACUGACGCCGGGACGUAUCUUGGGAUCUUCGUGUUUGUUAUGGAGACGUGCGCUACCAAAUACCGAGCAGCAGUGGGUUGCCUUGUAGGAAUACCGUGGGCCAUAGGAUACAUGAUAACCCCUGGUAUAGCCUAUCUGGUGCGUCCUUGGAGGUGGCUCCAGUUUGCCUACGCCUUGCCUUCCCUCUGCUGCAUCAUCUACUUCUGGCUGUUACCAAAGUCACCCCGGUGGUUGAUUACUGAGGGUCGCUUUGAAGAAGCUCUGAAGAUCAUGACCAAGAUCGCUAAGGUCAAUCGGAAACCGCUACCUUCUGACCCCGUCGUCCUCGCUGCUAUGGAGAACAUCGUUAAGCAGGGAUCUCGGGAGGAGGAGGAAGACCAGACCGACAGAGAGGCCACCAUCAUGUCUCGCUUCCUGGCAGUCAUAAAGCAGGUCGUCAUCUUGCUGACUAUACGCCAGCUUAGACUCAGAACCUUGGUCGUGUUCUUCUGUUGGUUCGCUGCCUCCAUGGUCUACUAUGGUAUCGCCCUCAAUGCUACAAACCUCAGCACCGAUCCAUACCUUUACAUCUUCCUGGGAGGUCUAUUGGAGGUGCCAUCGUACCUGAUCUUGUGGCCGGCACUCGUGUACAUAGGGAGGAAGAAGUCCCUGGUGGCCCUAUAUCUUAUAGGUGCCGUCUGUAUCUUUGCCGUGAUGGCAAUAAUGCUUGUAUAUCCUGGAGGAGAGCAGGUAGCCAAGGUCUUCUUCUCACAGAGCGGGAAGGUGGCGAUAUCAGCGGCCUUCCAAGUAGUGUGGAUGUACACGGCGGAGCUCUUCCCUACCAAGUACCGCUCUUUAGCUGUGGGGGAAGCCAGCUUCUGCGCACGCCUUGGCAGUAUUUCGUCACCGUAUAUUAAUGAUAUUCUGGGAGGUUACACCGUAUGGGCACCGGCGGCGCUAUUCGGGACAGUCUCUCUUAUCUCCGCGGUGCUGUCACUCUUCCUGCCAGAGACAAGACACUGCACUCUGCCGGAAUCCAACGAUCUUUUUUCCAAAAAGAAGGACAAGGAGGCAGACAGAGGAGGAAGCAAGGAAACAUCCCUGGAGGAUGUGAGUCAGGGGGUGAUCAACCAGUCAUACAACACAGACUCCCUGUAGUCUAGUGGAUAAGGACAAAAUCGUGCUCCUUUUGUUACAAGUAUGAGACAAAAUCGGGCACUUCUUGAUACAAGUAUGGGACUUGGAAUACAGUUACUAUGACCCAUAAAGAUUGGGAUGUGGACAGCGGUGGCGGCCAUUUUUUGAAAAUGGCCGUUUCGCCCAAGUAUAAUUGGCAAUAUUUCGCUUAAUAUGUGACCUACAGAUGUACUUUUUGGUGUUAAUAUCCAAGUUUUUAGGGUUAAGGAAUACAGUAAAGCCAAUAUUUUCCA